UUCCCCGUCUUUCCACCCUAUCCUCCUUUAGCCUCUCUCCUUAUUGCUCUCCCUCUCGCCGCUACGUUCACUCACCCACGCACUCUCCAUCCUGCUGGGCCGUCAUGAAUGCUAACGCCGAAUUGUGUCUUUCGUGAUGAGCCAGCCGCCGGCAUUGCGCUCGAUUCUGCCUCUCGCGCCCCGUGCCGCAGCAACAGCCAGCUCUUGUCUUUCCCGCCUUCCCCUGAGGGCCCCGUCGUCUUGACUGAAGCCGCUCAAACAGCAAAGGGGAUCAAAAGCAGAGAAAAGAGACUCGGAACCGAAGAGACGAGGCAGUAGCUCAGUAUUCUCUCCGUCUCAGCACAGAAAGCACACCAUCAGCUGCUGCUACCCUCCUCCGCCCGUCUGUUCGCUUGGGCGCAACGCUUGAGCAGCGUGUCUCGUGGCCGAUGCCUUGGGAACUGGGGACCAGCUCAGGGCGGAGGAAUCGAGGUUUUCUCGGCGCCGACAGCUCUGCCUUGUCAUCUCAAGACGUUCAGGAUCGCCAUCAGCUGCGCUACGAGCUUGACCUCAACUCUUGGAACUUCCGCAUUUGGGCUGUUGCCGCCUCGGGAUUUCUCACCGACUCGUACAACCUCUUCUCGACCAAUGUCAUUCUGGCUUCUGUCGCAUUUGUGUACUGGCCACAUGGAGGCGAAUGGACUAGCCUCCUUAUCAACUUCUUUACCCUCCUUGGCUCCAUCGUCGGACAGGUGCUAUUUGGCUACCUCGCUGAUCGCUUUGGCCGUACCCGCCUCUAUGGAAUCGAGCUCGUUCUUGUUAUUGUCUCAACCAUUGGAGUAGCUACCAGCAGCCAUGGAUACGGCGACAUGUCCUUCCUCGGCUUGUUCAUCUGGUGGCGAUUUGUUAUGGGCAUUGGCAUUGGAGCUGAAUAUCCUUUAAGCGCCACGAUUACUACUGAAUGGUCUAGCACUCAGUCUAGAUCAAGCAUGCUUGCCAGCGUCUUCCUCAUGCAACCCGUUGGGCAAGCCCUGGCCCAGAUCAUUGGCUUGUUGGUUCUGAUCGGGUUCAACAACACCCAUGGACUCAAGGCGAAGCGGUGCGGGCUCGAUACCUUGCAUGAAGAGGAUUGUCGCAGAGCUGUUGACGGUAUCUGGCGCAUUGUCAUUGGCUCUGGCGCCGUGCCCGCGCUCCUCGCCAUCAUCUUUCGAUUCUUCUUGUUUGACUGCGGUCUCUACAGUCUCGAAGUCAAGAAUAAGCCUGCUGUUGCCAUUAUGAAUACGCAGCGUGUCUACGGUGCCCCUCCCGGCACUAACUCAAACAGUGUCCAGAUGAAUCCUACCCGCGGUAUCAUACAUCCAGAAAGUUCUUCUGGGCCGAUGCCAAUCCAGUUCUCCAGGGAGGACCUUUACAAUUACUUUAUACGGGACGGGAACUGGUACUACCUCCUCGGAACAUCAGCGGCAUGGUUCUUUCUCGACGUCAGCUUCUAUGGCCUCUCGCUCGAUAACCGUGGCACUUUGGCUGAUAUGUGGGCUACGUCGAAGCCGACGCCCAUAAACAGCUCACUGUCGUGCUGGGACUCGUCUCUGCCGGGAGGAAACUCAACGGUGCCUAGUUGGGUAACGGCGGGAAUCCCCGUAUGGCAGACGGACAAGACGGAGCCUUGUAAUACCAUUUACGACGUGCUGAUACAGCAGACCAAGCAGUAUCUGCUGACUGUCUCCUUGGCCUCGAUUGCUGGCAGCGUCUGCUUCAUCUUUUUUGCGAAUCGCAUUCCACGAAAACGAUGGCUAACGAAUUCCUUUUUUGUCCUGGCCAUUCUUUUCAUCAUCACCGGAGGCGUUUACUAUGGCGUCCACCAAGAGUCGGCCGCGCCCGCCACUGUCGUGUUUGUGGCUAUUUGCCAUUUCAUGUUUAACAUGGGGGCAAAUACACUAACAUUCAUCAUACCGGCUGAAAUCUUCCCGACGUGCUACCGAUCGACUUGCCAUGGUAUUUCAGCAGCAGCCGGCAAGGCUGGCAGCAUCUUCUCUUUGCUUAUCGUUUAUGGCAUAAACCAGGCGUACAAUAGCGACAGCCGCCAGGGCCUCAUCUUUCUUCUCUUUGGCUCGGUUGCAGCCUUUGGUGCCGUCUUUUCUUGGGCGUAUCUGCCCGAUCCACAGCGGUGGGUGGACGAUGGAGAAGGCAAGAAGUACCUCGAGACGAAGGACCUCGAGGAGCUGGGCGAGGGUCGCGUCCGGGCGCGGCAGAGCGGCGACGUCGUCACCUUUAGCGAGAAAUGGGCCGACAUUAGGAGGCGGAGAAGAGAUACGGCCCAGUUUCGCCGCACAUCUUCUUGAUAUCCAUUACUUGUGUUGGAUUACUGUAAUUAUUUCUCUUGCCAUCUCUGGGGCGGAAAAUGUUGGGUUUAUUGGCUAGAUUCAGCCAUGU
Molecule: messenger RNA, 2412 nt
Organism: Trichoderma reesei QM6a
Lineage: Eukaryota; Fungi; Ascomycota; Sordariomycetes; Hypocreales; Hypocreaceae
Exons: 5
Coding region: 429-2321 (630 amino acids)
Biological process (GO): transmembrane transport
Cellular component (GO): membrane
Molecular function (GO): transmembrane transporter activity
Source: RefSeq, a predicted model, not a curated record